Alligator sinensis (Chinese alligator) is the source of this 7773-nucleotide messenger RNA. RefSeq names its product ATP binding cassette subfamily B member 10 (gene ABCB10). Gene Ontology annotation, molecular function: ABC-type oligopeptide transporter activity; ATP hydrolysis activity; ATP binding. The record is from RefSeq and is a predicted model, not a curated record. Gene Ontology annotation, biological process: transmembrane transport. The transcript has 12 exons. NCBI's taxonomy places the organism in Eukaryota, Metazoa, Chordata, Crocodylia, Alligatoridae. The coding region runs from base 576 to 2384 and encodes 602 amino acids. Gene Ontology annotation, cellular component: membrane.
GAACAGGGCAAACCUUUCAAGCUGCAUAAAGAGGCUUGUUUUGCUUCACUAGCAAGGAGAGGUGACUUCCAGAUGGAGAGAAAAGUUUGAAUGAUAGGAACUCUCAGAAGUGCAGGAGGAAGAAGGCAGCAUGCUGUCUGCCAUGUUAAAUAAGAUAGGCUAUAGGUUGGCUGCAUGUGCUGUUCGUAGUCUUUUAUCAGUAGUCUGCUCAUUAAGAAUGUUCUUUCAGGAUGUAUACCUUUUUAUUCAGUACACUGGACUGUGGAUUCUCUUUGACUGAAGAUUGUAUCUGGAAAGAGAUCUGUGGUCCCUGAAAAAUAAUCCUAUGUCUCUCAGUAAAAAAGAGACUGGCUUUCUCCCUACUCUUUAAAGGAUCUGCUGAUGAGAAGCUUCUUUUGUAUGGGACUCUUCCCAUCUACCUCUUAAGCAUUUUUAGCUUAGUGCAUUUGGUGGGCUGUGUCAAACUGACUUUCAAUAUCCUGUUCAAAGAGUGCCAAUAAUUUUGUCCUAGAGACCACAGUACUUAUUAGGUUGUUGGAAGAUUAAAAACAAUACUCAUCCAUAUUAUUCUGUUAAUGGUUGAACAAACUCUGAAUGUAAGGAGGCUUUUGUGUUUUGUUUCAGCUGGUGUUGGCUUUCUGACAGUGUCCAGUGUCAUCACCAUGUCAGCUCCUUUCUUCUUGGGGAAAGUGAUUGAUGCCAUUUAUACAAAUCCCAGUGAAGACUUCACCAACAGCCUGACCAGCCUCUGUGCUUUGCUGAGUGGGCUCUUUUUGUGUGGUGCUGCUGCAAAUGCCACUCGUGUCUACCUCAUGCAAACUGCAGGACAAAGAAUUGUGAAACAAUUGAGACAAAAUAUCUUUUCCUCUAUUCUGAAGCAAGAAGUUGCUUUUUUUGAUAAGACCAGCACAGGAGAACUGAUAAACCGCCUAUCUUCAGACACGGCAUUGUUGGGCCGUUCCGUGACUGAAAACCUUUCUGAUGGGCUCAGAGCAGGAGCUCAGGCUUCAGUAGGGGUUGGCAUGAUGGUUUUUGUCUCUCCCAAACUUGCCAUGUUUGUUCUGAGUAUUGUGCCCCCUCUGGUUAUCCUAGGUAUGGCUUAUUCAAAAUAUCUACGAAAGGUUACUAGAAUGACCCAGGAUUCCCUUGCAGAAGCAACACAGUUAGCCGAAGAUCGCAUUGGAAACGUAAGAACAGUUCGAGCAUUUGGGCAAGAGAUGAAUGAAAUGAAGAAAUAUGCAGACAAAGUUGGCUAUGUGCUGCAGCUAGCCAAAAAAGAGGCACUAGCUUCUGCAGGUUUCUUUGGAGCUACUGGGCUUUCUGGGAACUUGUUUGUCCUCUCUGUUCUGUACAAAGGAGGAUUACUCAUGAGCAGUGCCCAAAUGACAGUUGGUGAACUCUCUUCCUUCCUGAUGUAUGCCUUCUGGGUUGGAGUAAGCAUUAGAGGUAUGAGCUCUUUCUUUUCUGAGCUAACAAAAGGAUUAGGUGCUGGAGGACGCCUGUGGGAACUUCUUGAAAGGAAGCCAGAACUUCCAUUUAAUGCUGGUGUUGUGUUGGAUGAAGACCAUUUCAGAGGGACUUUGGAAUUCAGAAAGAUCCAUUUUGCAUAUCCGGCACGUCCAGAAGUUUCAAUUUUUCAAGACUUCAGUCUUUCCAUUCCAGCUGGCUCUGUCAUGGCAGUGGUUGGCCCAAGUGGCUCAGGCAAAUCAACUAUUGUAUCACUUUUGCUGAGGCUGUAUGAUCCCAUCUCGGGUGCCAUCACUGUUGAUGGUUUUGAUAUCCGUCAACUAAACCCACUGUGGUUCAGAACUAAAAUUGGAACAGUAAGUCAGGAACCAAUUCUGUUCUCCUGUUCUAUUGCUGAAAAUAUUGCCUAUGGUGCAGAGGAUCCUUCUGCUGUAACUGCUGAAGAAAUCCAGAGGGUUGCUGAAGUAGCUAAUGCUGCUAAUUUUAUCAGAUCCUUUCCAAAAGGAUAUGACACUGUAGUUGGAGAAAAAGGUGUUUUACUUUCAGGAGGACAGAAACAACGAAUUGCAAUUGCUCGAGCUUUGCUUAAGAAUCCCAAAAUCCUACUGCUAGAUGAAGCAACAAGUGCUUUGGAUGCUGAAAAUGAGUAUCAAGUGCAGGAAGCUCUAGAUAGGUUAAUGGAAGGGAGAACAGUCCUAAUUAUUGCCCACCGUCUGUCCACCAUUCAGAAUGCUGAUUCUAUUGCAGUUCUUGACCAGGGAAGAAUUAUUGAAUGUGGAAAACGCGAGGAACUUCUUGCAAAUCCAGAUGGACUUUUCAGGAAACUAAUGAAGAAACAAGCUUUCCUUCAGAACAGUGAAACCUUUUCAUUAAAUUUAAAAUCUCAAAAAAAGAAUGCUUUAACAGAAUAUUUAUGAAGUUAGUUAUAGGAGGUGGAAUCUACAAAGAAUAUAACUUAUGUUUCAAGGUAUAUAAAGUAAGUGCUGCAUUUUAUUCAAAGGGUAAAAUUAUCCUUUAGGAACUUAGAUGUGUUCUUUUUAUUCAGAAGUUUUAAAUAAUUGUAUCUUUUUAAAUGUCCACAGCACUGAGAUUUGUUUUCAAUAUAUAGACUUUUCUGCUUUGGAAUAUCUGAACUUGUACACUUUGGGAUCUUGGCUGUUUUAAUGCACUGUAUAGCAACAAACUGUUCUCAAGCAAGUUCAGGAUUUAGUGAAUGCAAAACUACACAUUCUGGUAACUUCACCACCAUCAUCUCUUACUUUUUGUACUGAUCACUACUUUGAUUUUUAGUGUCUGAAGCUAAAGAAUGUGAGACACCUAGUGGUAUCUGAAAACGUACUAUUCACGUCUCCUUUUUUUGUAAUGCUGCUUCCUUUCUUCCUCUUCCGCCCCAGCUUUUCUUCCAAAAUAGAACUGGAAAUUGAGUUAUGAUCAGUCUGCAACAACAUAAAGAAUUAUUUAUAGACAAAAAUUACUUGAAGCUUGGCACGAAGUACCAGUCCUUAAAACAUGAUUUUUACAGUUAAGACAAAGGGAGCUUAAUCAAUGUGAAAAGUAUUUUUAACAUAUACAAUUCAGAAAAAUCCUAUCUUCUAUGUUUUGCAAGUCCUCAGGCCACCUUUGUGUAAUGAAACUGAACUGGAAUAAAGAUUGCUGCAUUUUUUUUUUUUUUUUGUCACUUUACAAGGUACACUAAAGAAGCAAGCAAAAAUUUCUUCUUACAGGUUGGGGUUUGUUUUGUUUUUUUUUUUCCCCUUAAAAAUUAGGUUUUGUUGAGUCAUGAAAACCCGUGAGGGCAACCAGGGGAUUAGUCAAGUUUUGUGAUCUAAUUGUGAAGAUUAGUGAAGUGAAAUUUGGGAUCAGUUCCCCAAACCUGAAAGCCAAGCAACUAUGAUAAGAGGGAUAUGUAGUCGCCAUUUCACAUUUUCUUAACUCCCAUGACAGCCAAACCCUUGGGCAAAAAGAUACCUAUUUAGUAGUAGUAGUAGUUUAGUUAAUAGGUUUUGCUAAAACAGUACAAUAAAAUGAAAAAUAAAAUUUAUAUAAUUAUAGCAUUGAUAUAGUUUAUAAUUUAUGAUAUUUGCUAAUAGUAUACAUUAAGAUUAUCCAUUAAAACAGAACGUAGUAUAUGAUGAUAAUACAUAGAAGUAAAAAAGGGGAAGUCUCUCUGAUUUCUGGCCCUUAUUUGUGCAAGUAACGCAAAUAUACUUAGGGUAUAGAAGAAGCUCCAAUUUGUUAGAGAAGCCAAUUUUUUUUAUUUGGUGGCCCAGUAUUUAAAAUGUUCCAUGAAUAGAAAAAUCCAUUUUCCUUCUUAAAAAAACCCAAACAAGACCAUAAACAGUGAUUUAAGCAUCUAUCUAAUUUUUCCUACAGGGGCAUAUUCUGCCCAAAUAUGGCGUCUGACACCACUUGCCCAUGACAAGUGCAAAUCUGAAUGAAUCAGUCUAGUAAUGGCUUCCCACUGUUCGCAAUGUUGUACUGCAGAUAGGCAGGUUUCUAGGGCAUAGGCAUGCUUUUUAUCAGUCUCAAGAAGGGGAAGUUUGAGAGAGUCUCAUUGCGUCCAUAUCUAUCCGUCUGCUGGUAUCUUUACUAUUUAUAUUGUCUUGUUUUAAAUAGUGAUUCUCAGUACAUUUCCUGGGAUGUUUGUCUGGAGGAGAAUAUAGAUGUUAUUAUUUAACCAAAGAACAAACCAAACAAAGGUGUAUUUAGAAAAGUAGAGGCUUCUGAAAUGCACUUUGGGUAUCUGGUAGGUAUAAAAGAUCUAAUUUUCAUCUAAUAGUUUAGAAUUCUUAAUUGAACUAAGAUGCUCACAUGAACUAGUGUUCUCCCCCUCUCCAUCCUCCGAGCACCCUUGUAGAAUUCGGUAGAGAUAAAAGCUGUCUUAAAGUAGUUGGAGAACUAACACUGUCCCCUUCAAGUAAGAUGUGAGGACACAAAUGUUAGAGAGCUAUAGUAAAGCUGGGAAGAUGAGGCUUGAUGUUCUUUCUUUCUAAAUUAAAAAAGUUUAUAUUUGAAGAGGGUUUUUUCCUCUCUCUCUCUAUCUGUGCUUUGUGUAGGGGAUGAAAAUUCACAAGGUCAAAUAAGAACUUAUGUAUUUUGCAGGUCACCUGAGAUCUGUCUGUUCUGGGAAACGUACCUACUGCUAAAACCCACUGUCAGCAUACGGUAGAUUUUCAUAAUUAUCUCAGGCAGAAAUGUUAAAAUAUUGAUGCUUGAAUGGGGUACAGCAUUUUUGUGCAAGUGUUCAUUCCAGGAACAUCUUUGGAUGUGGACAUGAGGAAUACAGCAGACAAGUUGUUGUUGGGUUUUUUUUUUUGUUUUGUUUUGUUUUUGUCAAUGGAUGUUCAACAUCCUUGAAUUUCAGAGAGAAUUACUGAAAGCCUUAAGUGGCUUAUUUUCUAAUUUAAUAAUUAAGCCAUUGUAUGGAACUUAAAAGGAAUACUAAAAAUAUUUCUAGAUGUUCAUUAAUAUCUAUUAAUCUAGGCCAGGGUUUUCAACCUUUUUUUUGGUUGGUGAACCCUGACAGCCAGUCGGGGGCUGCGGGGGUGGGGUCCUGCGCACCCACCCGCACAGUGGCAAAACCAGAAGUGCCAGCGGCGCACAGUGGCAAAACCGGAAGCAUCGGCAGCACGGAAACAAAAGCGGCCCAACCCCUGCUUCUCUGGGUCAAUGCUGCAUACCUCCUGGGACCUUCCCAAGUACCCCCAGGUUGACAACCCCUGAUCUAGGCUUUAGAUUUUCUCCUUUCCAUUCUUAAUUGUAAACAACAAUUGUGCCAAAAGAUGAUACCAAAUCUACAAGACAAAAAUGUACCUUAGCAGUACUUUUGAAACUUCAGUGCUACCUACUAAUUAUUUUCUCUACAUACCCCUUUCUCAAUGAUGGGCUAGACCUGGAAAACCAUUACUCAUAUGGAUAAUUAUUCAUCAGGGGCUCAUCCAGCACUUCAUUUAUGUUCAUAGCUUAAGCAGUCAAGCUAAAGAUUUUUUUUUUUUUUUGUCAAGGAAAUGAAUGUAAUGAACACUGCUUUUUCACUGGUGGUUGUUUUAUAAACAGACACUUCAGCUUUGAUUCAGGAGGCGGCCAGUGGCUCUGUCAUGACAGGCACAGUAGCAACGUGAGUUUAUAGCAGGCCCUUGUUCAGGAUGGAACCGAGGGAAACAUUCAUGGGGGCAAACCAGAAAUGUGAUGGACAAGGGAAUUUUUCAGAAAUAUCUAAUUGAUCUUUUAGUAAGACUCGGUGGCAUUUGAAUUCUUAUAUCCUUUAGGCACACUUGAAAAAUGUACUCAGUUGGAAAUGAACGGUCUAUCACAGCACUUAUGUUCCACUGCAGGGAGCUGUGCUGGGCACUGUGGAUAGCUGCAUAACCUACAGACCCUACAACUCGUGUAGGUACUGCUGUAUUUGGGUCUGGCUUACUGCAUACAUCCAAAAUAGAUCUAUUCUGUACAGAUGCACCCUUUACUGCAGUUAUAUACAGUUCUAGCUCUGAGGCUGGUAGGAAGACUUUAGUUCUUCUACGAAGGAAACCGUUAAAUAUACAGUAUGUCUUUAAAAACACGUGAAGUAUUGCUCUCUCUAGUUCAAAAGGGAAUCUUUUGAAUGGUUACCCAUAUAAAGACUAAUUCUAGUAAAUUGUUAAUGUAUGUCUCUGCCAAACUUGAUAGUGUAAGAGUGAUGUUGUAGCCAUGAUGGUCCAGGAAUUAUGCAAAGAGAAAACGUCUUAGGGUGCUGUCUUUUUAUUGGACAGAGUAGGACCAACAAAAGAUCUCGCCUUAAGACAUCCUUGCCACUGACAAUCUUGAUAGACUUGUUUUACCAAGGACCAUUUGGUUUCAUGCAGCCUUUGAGUCCACUGCAGUGUGAUGAAGGAAAGGAAACGAAGCAAAAACCAAUGUAAUGGGGGUACAGAACAGUGUAUUGCAACUCCUACUGUUAAAAUGAACUUGUUUGUUUAUAUUAACUGACUGUAUUUUUUCAGCAUUGCUUUCCUGGUUGUAUUUUUUUUUUUUUUUUAGUAACUUUUUUAUUAUGGAAUAAAAUUUUAUAAAUAACAUUUAUUUUACCUGUCAUCUCAUGUUGGAACUGUCCUGUUUUCACAAUGUGAUGGGAAUUUUUAGAGGUGUGUUUAAAAAAAAAAAAAAAAAAAAAGUUUCCUAUUCUGCAUUUUUGGAAUUAAUGACCCUAGUGCCUAUGUCGUAUUCUUCUUCAGCACCUGAAACUCAAUGUGUACUGAUCACUGUAUACAGAAAAAGAGGUGUAACUUGUAAAUAGUUCUCUUCAGGUCUUUUUUCAAGUGUAAGCACCUUAAGCUCGGGAUUCUUUUUAACGAGCCUCUCCUUUGCCGUCUUCUGAUAGCUCUUUAAGGUACCAUAGUGAGAACAGGCUCUUCUAGAAACAGGAAAGAAAGGAUUGUAUCAUAUGGUCCUAAAGCUCACCUGUGCUAAAGCAGACUUAUUCCAAAGGCAAAACUUGUUCAGAAAUAGUCUCAUAGAUGCAAGGGGUACAAUUAAUCUCUAAUAAGGAUAAUUUAAACAGGAUCCAUGUGAGAAACUCAGGAUGUGAAAAUGAAAUUUGGCUCAGAUCUCCCCUCUGCCUAAUACCAUUUUAAGAAGGGAUUUCUGUUAACCCUCCUGCAGAACACCAUGGGAGGUUGGGUACCCCUCUUACAUGGCAUGUUCUUUGUCCCUGGGUUUUCUCUGCAUUAUUAUCAGCAUCUCUUGUAUAGAACAGAAGUAAAUGGGAUUUUCCAGUGCAGUUGUGAGCCCCGUUGAGCUUGUAAGCUCUUUGAGGUUGGAAUUGUCAUCUUAUUAGAUGUUUUAAGAACAAUCACAAUGGCACCCUAACCUAGUCAAAACCUGUAUGCACUACUUUUAAUCCUGAUGGAUGUUUUUAUGACUGCCUGGCGGCCAGGGCUUAUUACUAGGGACCUACCUAAUUCAUGGAGGCUGCCUCUGUAUUUCAUGGUCUUGGCAUGGCAUCAGGUGCCAUUUUCACAGCAGUGUGACAGGCCCUGCCACACCUCCAGUCAAGGGACCCCAGAAGUCCUGCCUCUUCUCCAAAAUUGACAGAUGGCCACCUGUCAAUUUCCAGGGAGAGGUGGGACUUCCGGGGGAGCCCUCUGUCAAUAUUCCCCUCUCUCCCUUGUUCCCUCCCUACCCUGCCACCAACGCUGUGCUCCAAAACGCCAGGGUUUCCUGCCCUUUUCUGUUUGCAGCCUGGGCACAGGCAUGGGGAGCAGAACAGCAAGGGCUGGCACUGCUCAGAGCCACAAAGCAGUAGGUGGGACAGCUGCAGCUGGACUC